UUAUUUUGUUUUGAUUUCUCAAUUGAUUAUAGCGCAUGUGAUCCAAGGUACUAAACAACAACAAGAAGUGACUACCUUCACGUGGACGUCUGUACAGCAGUGUAAAGAAUCCAUCAUGCCGCACAGAAGUACAGAGGAUCCUAUCGAAGAUGUGGAAGAUGCUGAGUCUGUCAGCGAGAGUGAGAGUGCCAGUGCCAGUGACGAUGACUCACCCUCGAUGAAGCAGAUGGUGGCAGAGGCAGGAAAGCUUGCUCAGGAUUUGGGUGGAGAGACGCAGGACUCCCAGGACGCUAAAGGUAGACAGAGCAAGAAUGAGAAAAAGGCAAGAAAAGCCAUGAUGAGACUGAACUUGAAAGAAGUUACUGGCAUUCAGAGAGUAACGAUUAGAAAAUCUAAGAACAUCCUUUUUGUCAUCGGUAAACCGGACGUCUACAAGAGCCCUGCAUCGGAUAUGUACAUAGUAUUUGGUGAGGCAAAGAUUGAAGACUUAAGCUCUCAGGCUCAGAUCCAGGCUGCUGAGAAAUUUAAAGCCCCCGAGGCAGCUCCUGCGGCCAUUAAGGCAGUGGAACAAGAGGAGGCUGGUGACAGUGACGAUGAGGUCGAUGAGACGGGUGUGGAGGAGAAGGACAUCGAGUUGGUGGUUCAACAGGCCAACGUUAGCAGAAACAAGGCCAUUAAGGCACUUAAGAAAAAUAACAAUGACAUUGUUAACGCUAUCAUGGAGCUGACAAUGUAGGAAUUGGACAAAACACUUUGUCUCUCGCAUUUGUCGUAUUCAUUGUACGUAGUACAUAAUUAAUUAUGUCUUGUGCAAUGUGGAUUUUAUCAAUUGUUUUGCAAAAAGUAUUUAUAAUGA
Molecule: messenger RNA, 856 nt
Organism: Halichondria panicea
Lineage: Eukaryota; Metazoa; Porifera; Demospongiae; Suberitida; Halichondriidae
Product: nascent polypeptide-associated complex subunit alpha-like
Exons: 6
Coding region: 116-736 (206 amino acids)
Biological process (GO): protein targeting to membrane
Cellular component (GO): nascent polypeptide-associated complex; cytoplasm
Source: RefSeq, a predicted model, not a curated record